UUCAACAAGAGAUCGGCUUCCAGAUCCUCCAGACGCCCAUGCGAUUCGGCUCGGACUCUGGUCCCUCGGACGGUAUGCGCCAGCAGAUGCUCGACGUGCCCGAUUACCCUCAGCUGCAAUAUCAGAUUGCCGACGACAUCGAUGGAGACUUUCGCCACACUAAAUCGUGCGGCACCCCCUUCGGCCUUCUGUACACUCGCAAGGACGGCGGCCGCAGCCGUGUCUACCAUAUGUUGCACACCAACCGCAAUACACCUGCCGAAGACGACCGAUGGGUGUUGACCAAGAACCCCCGAAAGCUUGAACCAGAUCAGUCGCGAGACAUCAUUUGCAACUUCGCGCAAGACUACGUCCACCUCCUGGGUGGUGAGAACCCCGACUCGCCCCGACGAGUAUCAGCCACGGUCCCUGGCGUGUGGAAGUUUUUGCAGCCUGAAUACCGCCUCACCGUCGCAGAGCGUCACUCAGCACUUACGGUCCGAUUCUGCAACCCGAUGGAGCAGGCUGCCGACUCCGACAACUGCCAAUCUACGCUGCCGUCCAUUUUGGUCAGAAUGGAAAAUACCCACAUGCACUAUCCUAUCAAAUCGCUUCCCGUGCAAUGGGCCGCUCCCGCAGAUCCCAUCGAUGCCAACCACGAACCCUGGGUGUCGGUCGCGCCUCACGAAGCCAAGGACGCCCUGGCGUUGUUCUCUCCCGCCCUGAACAAGAUCAAGGACACCUCCCAGGUUUUUCACCAGGCCCGUUGCCUCGCCGCGAACAACAUCCCUCUCGACGUAGAAGCAGCGCGUUGCGAUUGCUUGCCCGAGCCCGCCAAGGUUCUCCACCGUUGGGACGAGAAUGGCAACAUCGAACGUAUCGAAGACCAGCAGACUGCUGCGCGGACAGACCGAGACUUACAGCAGCGGCCGACCCCCUACAAGAUCCAAGCUUACAUGAACCCAGACGUGGGCGGCUCCGGCCGACUGAGUAUCCUCAAUUUCAGACUCCUUCUGAGUCCGAAGGUACUUGCGCACCGAGGCCUUGCACACUUCCCCCCAAGAAACGAUGCCAUGUCCGCUCUUGUACGCUCGCCUCGAGGAUCCGGCACCUUUGAUGUCCAGUUUGAGUUUGUGGAUCCGAGCUUGAAGGAGCUGCGGCCAUUGAAGGAGAGCAUGCAACCGGUCAAAAGAGGCGAUUUCCCUUCGGAUAAUCCGAGACAGCCCCCCAACUUUGUUCGCAACCAAAUGAACUUGCGACGUGACCAGUGGGAGGCUGUCCAGUGGAUGUUGAAGCGGGAACACGCCGUCGAUCCAUUCCUGGAGAAGGAGUUCGAAGAGUGUCUUCUACCGUCGGUCAAUGUGCGUCUAUGGGGCACGACAACACUGGAAAAUCUCUCCCAUUGUGGCGUUCUAGCGCAUGACAUCGGCUAUGGCAAGACAGUCGUCACGCUCGGCCUUGUUGAUUUCUCCACCGCCAAUGCAGCCAACGAGGCCAAAUCCAUCGAUGAGCGUGCUGCUCACUUGGGUGCCAACUGCCUUAUCCACCUCAAGGCUACCUUGGUCAUCGUUCCGCCUCACAUCGUGGGUCAGUGGGCCAACGAGGCUGCCAGAUUCGUCGGGCGUGAUUCGGGAGGCCACGGAAACGGCUUGCUCACCGUACACGUCAUCACUAAGCCCACCGAUAUCGUGCGGGAGAAGAUGAUAGUGGCAGACAUCAUAAUUGUCAGCACUACCUUCGUCUCUUCAGACAAGAACUUGGAGAAGCUUGCAGCGGUGUCUAAGCUUCCGCCUAUUCACCACAGAAAGUCCGCGUUGAAGGGACAGGACCACCGCGAUUGGUACUCCGAAGCCACCGAGACCAUUCGUCAGUCGGGUUUCGACUUUCUCAACCCAGACAGCAUGAACAUCACGCAGCUUGAUACCGUUUUGCAGAACCGACGCAAUGUUACAAACGACUGGAUUCAGAUGGUCGAGGACAACAACGUGGGCCCCAGCGACCGGAAGACUCAGACUACAAGCGCCAAGAAGAGAGCAGGAGCCUCGAAACCCAGUUCUAAGGCCAAGGUUGCUACUGCCAUCGACGUGCUGGAAGCGUUCAAGAAGGGUCAGCUCCUGGAGAUGUAUACCUUCCAGCGGGCUGUCUUGGACGAGUUCUCGUACGAAAACACGCCCGUCGCCGUGUUCCUGGAAAAGGUCGUUGCCUCCGCCAAGUGGAUUCUUUCCGGAACGCCCCCUACGGUCGAUCUUGGCCGGAUUUGCGACAUUGGGACGUUGCUGAAUGUCCACGUUGCUCGUGCUGCACCCUCAAUGCCGGGAUAUUUCCCAAACGUCACAAUGGGGCCAAGAAUCUCGGAGCAGACCGAUGCCGAGAAGUACCGCAGCUAUGCUGAGCCCUUAUCUGCGAAGCUGGCUGUCGAGCGUCACGAGCAGGCAAAGAGUUUUAUCUUGCACCACUUUCGCAAGAACAAGACGGACGUGGAAAAUGUGCAAGUCGAAGAGUUGUUGUGCUUUGCCCCGAUGGAGCCUCUGGAGGCCACCAUCUACAACCUGGUACAGCAGGGUCUCUACGACGCCAAGUUCGACAUACACGGUAUACCAAGCCAACUUUCGCUGCUGGUACAGGCCCUUGUGACCGAUGAGAAGUUGGCCAGUUCCGGAUCAAAGGUCAAGGCUUCGGGGAAGUCCGUGUGGGCUGAAGCCAUCGACGCCCUGCUUCUGCUUGCGUCUGUUCCCUCCUGGAGCAAUCGCCAGGGAUUCAUCAACAUGAGUUGGAUGAAGAAUGGAGAAGAACUAUCUUUCCGCUCAAUCAUGCGAUAUUUGGCUUAUGGAUCUGCCAUGUUCUUGGAACACUGCUCGUACGCGAUUUCAUCGCUCUUUGACCAGAUGAUGUACCUCGCCAACGUUCUUGAGAACGAUGAUAGUCCACGCAGCAGCACUUUGAAGGCCAAGAAAGCGGCAUACAUGGGCCACAUGCACGACAUCAUUGAUAUUUUCAAGCACGAAAAGGCGGAAAUCGCCGGCGACCGGCAGCUCAUCAUUUUCCUCAGGGAGGCAAUCAUCAACAAGACGUGCGUCUCGGGCAGGAAGCCAUAUGAAAGACUGGAGGGACGUGACCUUUGGGACAUCAAGACCUGGUCAAUGGAUCACGGCGGUGGUCCUGGAUCGUUUACUGCUGCCAAUUGGUGGAUUUUUGAUGAAGGCAUGGAAAUUUCAGAUGAGGAGCUUUCUAUGGUGAAGGCGCGCUGGCAUCGACCCGACAUCGACGGACCAGCCGACACCAGGGAGGAAAUCAUCCAUAUGAUUCGAGCUAAGCAACUUAACCCCGUGCAUGCGCUCCACGAUUCGCUGCCACACACUAUGGGACUAAAGCAUCAUACCCACCUCCAAGACGACUUUUUCUUUGCGGAUCGGUUCGACAAGCACGUCGCUGGGAAACUGACAAAGGAUGACUUCGAAUUCGGGAUCCAGCUGCCGAAGGACCGACCCCGCAAAGGACGAAUGAUCAGACCCAGAGGACAACCGAUCGACGAGGUCCUGAACUGCUUCAUGCUGGUCAUCCAGAGCAUUCAAGCCGGCAUCAAGACCGCGGCAACAGCCUGGCGGAACCAAAUGUUUAUCCUUAAGGCGGACUGCCUGCAGAACCACAAUUUCGACGCCCACAACAGCCUCCCGAUCCGGUGCUCCCAGUGCCAUAAGACGACCGACCGGGGUCUUCAGUCGAUCGCAUGUGGUCACACGCUCUGUUACGAUUGCCAUCUUGCUUUUACCGAGAGCCAACAUCGUACGUGCCCAACCAAAGGAUGCCAGGCAACGAGCCAGGGGUCUUUUAUGCCUUGGGACUCAUUCUUCAAGGAGGAUGAUGCCGACGGGGUCGAAAAGUUCGACGCAGCCGUGUCGGGCCUGUCUGGGUCGAAGAUGCUCGAAAUCGAGAAAAUCAUUCUCCAGGACGUCGAGGAUGACGAGAAGGCCAUCGUUUUUGCGCCUUAUUCCCGGGUCAAAGAGGCGAUACGCGUUCAUUUGUUUGGAAGCAUCGGGGAUGACGUCGCGGUCUACGUGACAACUGGCGGUGAAAUGGACUCUGAGAUCAUUGAGGAUUUCAAGAGCUUCCCAGGAAAGGCUGUGCUGGUGCAGAACCUCAUGUCUUCCGAAUCGGCGGGCACGAACCUAACCGAGGCCAACCACGUCAUUUUCGCCGGCGUCUUGUUCACGGACUCUGACAACUACACAAUGUACAUGGACCAGGCCAAGGGCCGUGUCAUCCGACAAGGCCAGACUCGCAAGGUGACGAUCUACCACCUCGUGUCGCCCGCCACCUUGGAGUUCGACAUAUUCAAUCAGAGACAGCGCGGCCGCAUCCGCGGCUCGGGCGAUCUCGAUGGUCGCACCCGCCUUCCAGUCAGCGAAAAAGCCACGGUUGACCCGGCCUACCCGCUUCGGUAUCGCUCCUAUCUAGAGAGCUCGGCAGUCGAGAAGCUUGUCCGAUCCGUCGAGUUCGUCGAGUUCGAGGGCUGAA
This is a messenger RNA of Colletotrichum destructivum, 4494 nucleotides long. RefSeq names its product Putative Zinc finger, RING-type, P-loop containing nucleoside triphosphate hydrolase. Gene Ontology annotation, biological process: nucleotide-excision repair. Lineage: Eukaryota; Fungi; Ascomycota; Sordariomycetes; Glomerellales; Glomerellaceae. Gene Ontology annotation, molecular function: ATP binding; ATP-dependent chromatin remodeler activity. The transcript has a single exon. Gene Ontology annotation, cellular component: nucleus. Bases 39 to 4493 code for a protein of 1484 amino acids. The record is from RefSeq and is a predicted model, not a curated record.